This is a messenger RNA of Anopheles coustani, 2372 nucleotides long. Its product is annotated as UV excision repair protein RAD23 homolog B-like. Gene Ontology annotation, biological process: proteasome-mediated ubiquitin-dependent protein catabolic process; nucleotide-excision repair. The coding region runs from base 416 to 1543 and encodes 375 amino acids. The transcript has 2 exons. The record is from RefSeq and is a predicted model, not a curated record. Gene Ontology annotation, cellular component: cytosol; nucleoplasm. Lineage: Eukaryota; Metazoa; Arthropoda; Insecta; Diptera; Culicidae. Gene Ontology annotation, molecular function: proteasome binding; ubiquitin binding; damaged DNA binding.
ACAGUGGGGCGCACCGUGUAUGACGAAGGAAGAAAACGUCGACAAAGGGAGUGCAGUGAAUAAAGGAAACAACACUGUUUUUGUGCAGCUCGGUGCAAAUCCUCGUAUCAAACGGGAACGGACUAGUUUCCCACGCCCGUCCAGCAGUGUGGCGAUAGGAGAUUUUAUACAUUUGCCAAGCGAAGGUGACACCUCAGCCCGUGCGAGCGCCCGAGGAGAGGAGGUUUUGUGUGUUACUGUGCGUGUGUCGAGCCCAUCCGGAUCAGCACGGCAGUCAGAGGUAUCAAACAUUUUGCACCAGACUACUAUAGUAGUAGGCUCGCUUUAGUUUGUGCAAACAGGCAAUCGUUUUGAUAGCGACCGCACCGAUCAGCCCGCUUGUCUCCGAUCAACAGCAUCGAACGAACCUAUCAACAUGAAGAUUACCCUCAAAACACUGAAGCAGGAGACGUUCGUCGUCGAGGUGGACAUGGAGAAGGAGACGGUGCUGGCGCUGAAGGAGAAGCUGUGCGUCGAAAGUGGCAACGCGUAUCCGGUCGAGCGACAGCGGCUGAUUUACCUCGGCAAAAUCAUGGAGGACGAGCAGCUGCUCAGCCAGUACAACGUGGACGACAAGAAGUUUAUCGUUGUGAUGAACAAAAAACCGACCCCCGUCGCCAGUGAGACGGCCAAGGCUGCGGCACCAGGCAGCACAUCCGCCAGCACAUCGGCAAAAGACAGCACACCCGGCAAGGACGUGAAAACAGACGAGCCGUCUGCCACCGCUGUCGCCGCCGCCAGCCAAAGCAACCCGUCGACGUCAUCGCCUGCAGCGGCCGGUACAGCAACCGAGCAACAGAAGCCCACGGAUGACACGAAACGCUCGGAAAGCACAGGCCCAGCUGCGGAUGACUCAGCCGAUAUGCAAGCUAACAUCAGGCGAAUAACAGAGAUGGGAUACUCGGAGCAAAGUGCCCGGAUGGCACUGGAGAUCUGUGCCAACUAUCCGGACCGCGCCGUCGAAUACCUGCUGUCCGAGAUGGCCAGCGGCAACGACUCGGAAAUUACGCUCGGUGCUGGAAUGGCGGGCGUCGUCGGUGGCGGGGGCCAGGGUCCGCAGGGCCCCGGGGAUGCAGUGGCGACCGCGGCAGCCGGCACCGGUGGUGGCCGCGGCAGCAACAAUCCGCUCGCCUUCCUCCGCCGCCAUCCCGUCUUCCAGGACAUGAAGCGGCUGCUGCAAGAGGAUCCGAAUAUGUUGCCUCAUCUGAUGCAGCGCAUCCAAUCGAGCAACCCGGACCUGAUGCGGAUUAUCUCGAACAAUCAGGAGGAGUUCCUGGCGCUCAUCAACGAGCCGCAGCAGGAGAGCCAGAUGUCUCAGGAGCUGGAGGACAUCGCCGCCGCCAUGGUGAACAGUCUGACGCCGUCCGACAUGGACGCCAUCGAUCGGCUCAAGGCGCUCGGCUACCCGGAACAUCUCGUCAUCCAGGCGUACAUUGCCUGCGAGCGCGACGAAUACAAUGCGGCCGAGUUUCUCGUUUCGCAGACGCUCGACGAUGAGGAUUAAUGACACACACUCCUCGCGCAAUCGGCAAUGCACAUGCACACGCAUAAGGAGGUGGAGGAGACAAACAGCAAACAGGAGCAACAGUAAAAACGCAAAAACCACAAACUAACUCCGAUUCGACAUACCCCACCACGAACAUGUGUGUGUGUGUGUGUGUAUGUGUAUUGAAAUCUUCGUCGCAGGUUUAAUAUCGUUACUUUAAUGCUUUUCUUUUUGAACCAUUUCAUCUUCUUCGCCACUCCUAAUGGCACCUCUUAAUCAUAACUAAAUCGUUUUCAAAAACACACACCCAUACUGAGCUAGAUAGAACUUUGGAGAGAUUUGUGGUAUGCGAACGAGAGCGAAGGCGGGAGGCACGCGUGAGGUGUGAGUUUGGAAGCGAAAGUUAAAUCGCGAGGAAAUAUAAAUUCUUGUUAAGGUUUUGCAUCAUAAUGGGCAGAUUGUUAUGCCAGACAGCAAAUAGUGAUCCCUACCAGAAUAGUACAGGAAAACGUUUCAGUAUCUAGCGCAACCCUGCAAACAAACACGGAUCAAUAAGAGCUGGUAGGGUUUCACGAAUCAUCAUACUACAAACAAGCCGGGGGUCGGUUGCGCCGAUAUGGAAGGCACACCCGGGGUGGGAAGAAUGUGCGCUGGGAACCGCAAACAUAAAUACCGAAUCGGAAAGGAAAGCGGAAACCCCGGGAGCGAAAUUUUCAUUUAAAUUGUACCAAAUCGUUCACUUACUGUAUAGUACUACCCGGAAUGGCGGCAGCAUGUUAAUAAAAGGAAACAAAACGAAUCAUAUGUUGCAAAAAUCGCGACUUGCAAGGACGCUUCGUUUCGCUUU